This is a messenger RNA of Solea senegalensis (Senegalese sole), 2192 nucleotides long. It is a transcript of the gene ddit3, whose product is annotated as DNA-damage-inducible transcript 3. NCBI's taxonomy places the organism in Eukaryota, Metazoa, Chordata, Actinopteri, Pleuronectiformes, Soleidae. The coding region runs from base 260 to 1204 and encodes 314 amino acids. The record is from RefSeq and is a predicted model, not a curated record. Gene Ontology annotation, cellular component: CHOP-ATF4 complex; CHOP-ATF3 complex; cytoplasm. Gene Ontology annotation, molecular function: protein heterodimerization activity; RNA polymerase II cis-regulatory region sequence-specific DNA binding; transcription factor binding. The transcript has 4 exons. Gene Ontology annotation, biological process: positive regulation of intrinsic apoptotic signaling pathway; intrinsic apoptotic signaling pathway in response to endoplasmic reticulum stress; negative regulation of transcription by RNA polymerase II.
AUAAACACCGCCGGGAGUUUCCGAAAAUCUUAUUCAGACGUCAAGACUGAACAAUGGUUAACAUGAGCUAUCGACAAUUUUUACUAAACUAUCCACAUUCAAGCUCAAGACAGUCGAGAAGGCGAGCGAAUAAACGAAAAAGGAAUUGCUGGGACAAGUUAUCACCGACAUAUUGGCAUACUUGAUUAACAGAGACUUUCUCGUAGGUCCAGUGAGAACCGUGUGGCCGAGUAUCUGUGCGUUGCGACUGACUGGCGAGAUGACUGCCGAGUGGCUUCACCUGCCCCCGCCGUACCCCCCUGGUGUGGGGCCGUUGUGUGGUGCAGAGUUGGAGGCGUGGUAUGAGGACCUGCAAGAUAUUCUGGGCUCCGACACGGGAGGGGCAAAACUUGCACGUGCCCCUACUUGCACCGAGAAGGAGCCGGAGUUUCUGGAUGUUCUAGAGAGUUGUUCUCUGACAUGGCUGACGGACGGAAGCCAGGCGUGGGGCGAAGGUGUCCAGAGAGCAACAGAGGAGAUCCACAUCACGCAGCCCCUGCAUCACACCUCAUCGUCAUCCUCAUCUUCUUCCUCCUCCUGCAUGAGUCCAGCUGUUGCAGAAGAGCGGCGGGGAGAAGCUGAGAGUGGGAGAAGUGGAGAUAGCUCAGCUGGAGGAGGCAGUGACCUGCUGCCUCCAGAGUUCUUUGAGUUGCUGAGUGAAGGAGGAGUGGGAAUGGUGGACGCGAGCGGAGUGGUCAUCAGUGGUGGCUAUUAUUACCACCACCACCACCAUCAACAGGCUAAUAAUGCCCCUCCUGCCUCACCCUCACCCUCAGCCAGUGAGGAGGAACUGCCCUGUGUACCCGAUUCUCCAUCCUGCUCCUCCUCAGCCUCCCAGUCGCCAUCUCAAAAUUGUUCUUCUCCUUCCUCAUCCGUCUCCUCUCCUUCCGUUUACCCAUCCUCCCGCCUGGGGAAACGCAAGAGGACCACCAGCGAGAGAGACAACAGUGCCUUGUCCUCUUUCGCCUCCUCCACACAGCACACGCCCUCAUCCUACUCGUCUGCCAAAAAGAGUCGCAAAGAAAGGGAGCAGGAGAAUGAAAGGAAGGUGCAAGAGCUGACGGAGCAGAAUGAGCGCUUGAAAGCGGAGAUUGAAAGGUUGGGAGAGGAGGUACAGAGGACACGUAGAGCUCUGAUAGAGAGACUAGUCAACACCAGGAAAUGAGGACAGAAUGGAAGACGAGAAUUAAAGUUGACAGGGCCUACAGAAUUGGAAUACGCAGUGGUGGGGAAAAGUGUUACAUGGUGGUGAUGAAAUGCCCCGUAGACAGGAAAGGAAGGAAACCAAAGAUACUAUUUUAUAAGACGGUUUUUUGGGAAAUAGUGAAAGAUGUCAAGAAGACGGAAAGUGAUUAAAGUCAUGACAAAAGGCACAGAGAGAAAUGGCUGCAACAGCAUUGCGGCAAAUGAAAAAAAAAAGCUACAGCAUGUAUAAAGGAAGAGGAAGAACAGACGGCUCCAAGUGCAUAUCAUACGGUGGUGUUGAUGAACGUUUGUCGUUUUUAAGAAUGCCUAAAUUUCAUCACAUAGGAUGAUAGAAAUAUUGGCAGUGAGCAUUUGAUGAUUUGUAUGUCGGACAGGAAGGAUGUUAAUUGAGAGAUGGCAUUUCAUUGUACUCCCUUCCCACCAUUUUGCAAUAAAUUGUAACUCCUACUUAAAGGGCUGCAAUCUGGCGAGCAGAGAAAGAGAUUAUUUGCCCCAAUUUGUGGAGAGUUUAGAAGCUCAGGAAAAGUUUGAAAGUGCCCAUUGCAGUGUGAAGAUGAGAGAAUUAUUUUUUUCGUGAGAGAAUUCAUACCCUUUCAUACUUUUCUAAGCCGUGGCUUGUGUGUGUGUAUGUGCAACUGUAUUUAGAUAAAAAGCAAGUAGGACCCAGCUGUACUUUCUAAGCUGACCUUUUUCUAUCAAUAUGGGAUUUUGUGGUAGACUUAUUAUUCUCUUCUACCCUGAUAUACUAUUUUUAUACGAUACUGUAAUAUAUACAGUUUUACUGUAAUGGCUCACGUUGUAAUAUGCCGACAUAUCUACUGUUAUUUUCUCAUUGUAGUUACAUACGCUGUUAAUCAUAGACUAAUGUGCAUGGUUUUAUCAUAAAUGGCAUCAGUACCAUUUAUUUUAUUGUUAUCUCCAAUUUGCAAUAAAAGUAACAGAUGUGA